CAAAAAAGGAAUAUUGCCAAGCAUUUGAUCUGAGAGAGAGAGAGAGAUACAUAGUAAUAAUUCAUUGUAACCUAGCAUUUCCUUAUAUAUGGCGAUACGAUUAGUUAUAUAUACAUAACAUAACAUUCGUGAUUAAGUAAAAUAAAAUUAUUAAGAUGAAUUUGGUUGGAGGUUUAUUAGCAGUGGUGAUGGUGGUAAUGGGUAUGUGGGAAUGUAGUUCACCAUUUCCCAUACCGACGCAGCAGGUGGCGGACCAUGUCAGCGGGUUGCCCGGACAGCCAUCUGUCAGUUUCAAUCAUUAUGCCGGCUAUGUCACUGUUAACCAACCUAAUGGCAGAGCCCUCUUUUAUUGGUUUUUUGAAGCCAUCAACAAACCACAAAACAAACCUCUCGUCCUUUGGCUCAACGGAGCGGCCAAUUUACUGUUUUUGGAAUCUCCCGUUGGCGUUGGAUUCUCAUAUACAAACACAUCUAGUGAUCUCAGUCACCUUGGUGACAACAUGACAGGCUAUUAUGUCCCUCAGAUUGCGAACCUUGUUGUUGAGAAAAACAAAAUUGCACUUAAAGACCACUUGAUUAACAUCAAAGGAAUUUUGAUAGGGAAUGCAGAGCUGGAUGAUGAAACAGACCAAAAAGGAAUGAUAGAGUAUGCGUGGGACCAUGCGGUUAUAUCAGAUGCAGUGUAUGAUGAGAUUAAGAAAGAAUGUGAUUUCAGUAGCUUAAAGUUGACUAAGGAAUGCAAUCAUGGAUUAGAUAAGUACUUUGAUGUGUAUGACAUCAUAGAUAUGUACAGUUUUAUGGAAGAAGGAAGCCGUUAUCUGGGUACGACCCUUGUGCCUAUUCGUAUACUAAUGUUUAUUUUAACCGAGCGGAUGUCCAACGUGCUCUUCAUGCUAAUGUCACUGGACUUCGUUAUCCCUGGACAAGUUGCAGGUAUGAGCGAUGCCAUUGAGAAGUGGAAAGACGCUCCUUUCUCCAUACUCCCUAUUCUGAGACAACUUAUUGCUGCGGGGCUACGCAUUUGGGUUUACAGCGGAGAUACAGAUGGUAGAGUACCAGUUACAGCGACGAGGUACAGUUUAAGAAAGUUGGGUUUGCGGGUGAAACAUGAUUGGACUGCAUGGUAUACUAACAACCAACAGCAUAAACUUGAUAUGAUGAUAUUAUUACUUAUGCAUGUGGGUGGAUGGACAGUUAAGUAUGAUGGUUUAACGUUUGUGAGUGUAAGGGGAGCUGGGCAUCAAGUUCCUACUUUCAAGCCAAGAGAAGCCCUUCAGCUCUUCCAACAUUUUCUCAACAACCAAACCCUUCCCUCUAAACCCUUUUGA
Messenger RNA from Striga asiatica, 1328 nucleotides. The record is from the annotation of a GenBank genome assembly. Lineage: Eukaryota; Viridiplantae; Streptophyta; Magnoliopsida; Lamiales; Orobanchaceae.